Molecule: messenger RNA, 213 nt
Organism: Prunus armeniaca (apricot)
Lineage: Eukaryota; Viridiplantae; Streptophyta; Magnoliopsida; Rosales; Rosaceae
Source: the annotation of a GenBank genome assembly
AUGUCGAACCCAACCCCACCUCCGAUCUUUCCAGUCUCUACCACCUCUGAUCUUUCCGGUCUCAACCACCUCCACAACCACCGCAACCUCAGUCGGCUCCGCCCAAUCCCAAGCCCCGAUCGCCACCCUAGCCUUCCACACCUUCCUCAACCACAUCUCGGAAAAUCUCCGCAAAGGCCUCUCCCAGCGCCGCCUGUGGUCGGAGCUCUUUGA